UACUACUACUACUUAAACCAAUGGCUUAGCUGUUCAAGGGUGGAUGAGUUGGAGACCCUCCAGUGUUUUUUUACAUAUGGAAGCUGAAGUGCCUACCAUGAUGCGAUCCCACGUCCAACACCCUUAAAUUUGGAUUACAAUGGGCCCACAGAUAACAAAUAACUCAAAUUUAUUGCCUUGAAAUUCAGGACUCACAACUCAAAUUUAUUGCCUUGAAAUUCAGGACUCACAAACAAAGAGAAAUAAGGUUAAAUGGGUAACUGUAGACAAUUUCUUGAGGAAAGGGGUAUUUUUGGGAGCUCACAACAGGAUGGGGAAGAAAUGAAAUAAAUUAAAGUUCAGGGUAUUUGUGGAAUUUGGGUAAAUUUUAUGUAUAUUGAAGGGAAGGUUGUUUUCUACCUUUGAUAACAGACCAGCUGCAGCGGAGAGGUUCUGUGUCAAAGGAGAGGUCUUCCUUGCGAGAGGCCCAAUUGAUUUGGGGCUUGGACAUGUGAAUGGCAACAAAGGAUGCUCUAAAACUCAUGUAUUAGCAAGUCCACACUUCCAUCUUACUAACAGAAUAGAACUCAUGUUCUUGUAGAUUCAGACCUGCAACUGGUCAGGGUUCUUACAAUAGAGGAAACCUUACGGGUGGAUGGGUCACCUAAGGAAAGGCUUCCUUUGACUUAAAUCUCAGACCAAAAGGAAUGUGAGCAGGGAGAUUGAACCCACGAUCAGAGAGACUGUUAGAUCUCUGUGGAAUAGGGUAUCACAUGAAUCUGGAAAUAACACAGGUACGGGAAACAGAAGAAAGAAGAAGAAUAAGAUGCCCCUAUAGGACCAAGUAACUGUGCCCAUACCAAGAUUAAAUUUUAGUGGUGCUUAUUAUGAGAACAGUAACUUCUGGGCUUCCAACACUUGAGUGUAGGAAUUGUACAAGGGCUGAGUGCAAUAGUAACUGGUCGUCCUUUUUGAGUGCUCGGUGGAUCAACUUUUUGUAUACCUUGUGAGCUUUUCUUUAACAGGUACCUGCCCAUCCUUUGAAUAGAUGUUUCCCUUGACUUCUCACAAUGGUAAAAAACUAUAAUAAUGAUUAAAAAUAAAUAACCUUGGGUUCAAUAAAUUAAUUCUUUAUGCCAUUACAUGCUAUCUAGAGCAUUUUCUUGGUAAAUUUAUAAGCCUCGUGUCUUUUACCUUGAGUUCUACUUGGCUUUCCUCGUGUACUUAAAGACUUCCAUUCAACGUUGGAAAGAUGUAGGUUACUUGCACAUUUCUUUUCAUUAAUCAUCUGACCUGAUAGAUCUCUAUAAUCCUAUCAUGUCUUAGUUGUCCAAAAUACACAUAAUCUUUAGUUACUACUUUAAUUUUUCUUUCAGUCUAGUUACCUUUGAAACUGGAAUGAAAGCAGUGGUACAACUAGCAGAGCAGCCUGCUGUAAAAGUCUAGUGCACUACUCUGGCUUGCUUCUAAAAGUAGAGCUCACUGCUUCUCGCCAUAGCUGGUUGUUCUUGAAAUGUUGAUAAUUUCAUCUAGCUUAAAUCUUGAUAAGUGAUAAUUACUGUUUGCUGGGGAAAAUCCUACCUUUUCAUAAGGCAUCCAGGAUAUGACCUUAUAUUUUUAGGGCUUAAUUUUGCGCUUUUAGGCGAAGAUGACUCGACUCUUCAAACUAUCCUUUCUGUAUCAUCCUUCUUAGGAUGAGAAAGACCAAAACCCAAUGAGUCCAGAUUGUCUAUGCAAGAUUUAAAUUACACUGAAACCUGUGAUUUCUCUUGCAAUGUUCACAAUCAAGUAAGUUACUGCAUUUCAAUAAGAUGGGGAUUUGAUGAUUCAUUUACUUAGCAAAGCUCCUUUUGAUUUCUUUGUUCUUUCAUCUGAAGCUUUGGGGAGUUCUUCUGUGGCAUCAAGUCCUCCAGUUGUCGGUGAGGGGAAACGGUUCUCAGAUGUAACGAGACUUGGUUUUGCUGCCGGAUAUGAUUCCCCUUCCUUGAAAGUGGAGGAAUGUACUGAUAGUUUGAGUAACACAUCAGUGAUGGGAAAUGCUUCUGGACUAACUGGUCCAAGGGGCACAGCUACACAGACAUUUGCCAAUAUAAUAUCUGCAGCCAAAUCUGCUGAUAGCGUGGAAGUACCAAAAAUGAAUGGAUUUGGAAAGAAGGGGAAAAAACCAAGUCGGGUCCUCCUCUCAACAGCAGGUGGUCGACGAUACUGAAGAAUGGUUGCAUCAUGGCUUUCAUUGUUCCCUUCAUGAGGCUUUUCUGUAUCUUUUCAUCUCCUACUUGAAGGCGUAACUUUGAGUAUAGCCGUGUUUAUGAAGAGCACAUAAAGAGCAAUUUGAACUGUGUGGCUUUGUAGAUACCUGAAAAUAAAGAAGUAACUGAAUAUUUGAUUUGAGCGUGACAUUUUUAGUGGUUCUUUCCCUUGGGCUGAGGAAUCAAAAUUUGGUUUUUUUUUUUUUUUGGUUGUAGUUUUUAAUCAUGAUGGAUCUUUCAGUUGUUGAAUUCAAUGGGGGGAAAGAAUUGUGUUUCAGAAGGCAUUGAGAUGCUGUUCAGACAGCAAAGGAGCUAUCGCAUUUCUGAACCUUGACUAUUCUUUGCAAUGUUCUUGAACCUCA
Messenger RNA from Macadamia integrifolia, 2590 nucleotides. RefSeq lists its product as uncharacterized. NCBI's taxonomy places the organism in Eukaryota, Viridiplantae, Streptophyta, Magnoliopsida, Proteales, Proteaceae. The record is from RefSeq and is a predicted model, not a curated record. Gene Ontology annotation, biological process: positive regulation of transcription by RNA polymerase II. The transcript is spliced from 2 exons. The coding region runs from base 1802 to 2188 and encodes 128 amino acids. Gene Ontology annotation, molecular function: transcription cis-regulatory region binding.